AUGCCCCGCUUCCAAUUGUUGAUCUUUGAGUCCAACGAGCCAACUUAUCUAAAGAUUGCAGUGGUGUGAUGAAAAGAUAUGCAUAUUUAAUCCGUCUUGGCUAGCUUCUUUCGCCCCUCUACGAUAUUCUUUGCUUUUCUUUGCUUUUCUUAUAUCUCUACUUCCCGUUUCCUGCUGUAUAUGCUUAGUCUUCACUCGAUAGCUUUCCUACAUGUGCUUCACAGCUUUUCCAUCAUAAUUCAUAGCUAUUCUAUACUCCCUCUUCUAUCCCGCUCCAAUCCAAACAACUUCUGGCAAGCACUCCUCAAUUGCCAUCCUCAACUACAAUAAUAAGCAAUGGCAGCAAAACAUUUCAUCCAUGAUCCCACUCUUCUAGUGAACUCCGCUCUCCAUGCUCUCACCCUCACAAACCCCUCCGUCGCUCUCGACGAAGAAAACAAAAUCAUCUACAGACGACCAGGCCACAAAUCUCAAGUCUCUAUAAUAUCUGGUGGAGGUAGUGGGCAUGAGCCUAGUUUCGGAGCCUUUGUGGGGGAAGGAUUGCUCGCAGCAUCUGUUGCAGGUACUAUAUUUGCCUCACCGAGCGCCGAGCAAAUUCGCAGAUGUGUAAUGUCAAGAGUUGAUACCGAGAAAGGAAUCUUGGUUACGGUCAUGAAUUACACAGGAGAUGUGUUGAAUUUCGGUAUGGCCGUUGAGAAAGCGAAGGCUGCGGGUUUGAAAGUCGAGAUGUUGGUAGUUGGAGACGAUGUGGGAGUUGGUCGUGAGAAGGCUGGAAAAGUUGGCAGAAGAGGUAUUGCAGGCACAGUACUGGUACAUAAGAUCACUGGAGCAUUAGCAGCAACGGGUGCUAGUUUGGAGAACGUCUAUAAGGUUGGAAAAUUAACAGCAGACAAUAUCGUCAGUGUGGGAGCUUCCCUAGACCAUGUUCAUGUUCCCGGCCGAGCACCUCCCAAUCCAAAUUCCGAGGAGAGCCUGGCUCACGAGGAACUCGAGAUUGGAAUGGGAAUUCACAAUGAGCCUGGUAGCGGUAGGGCCAAGGUUGAUCUGCCCGAGCUUGUCAAAAGAAUGCUUACACAAUUGUUGGAUUUGAAAGACAAGGAUCGAGCAUUUUUGAACGUAAACUCGAAUGAAGUCGUUCUUCUAGUCAACAAUCUUGGUGGUGUUAGCGUGCUAGAGCUGGGAGGUAUCACGGCAGAAGUCGUAGGUCAGCUCGAAAAGUCCUAUAACAUCAAGCCAGUCAGAAUCCUUGCCGGAACUUAUAUGACAAGUUUGAACGGUCUUGGAUUUAGUAUAUCGCUUCUUAAUGUUGUCAACACAAACAUCGGUGGACCCAGUAUGUUACAAUUAUUGGACGCAUCGACUGAGGCCACUGGAUGGGCAGCUCCUAUUAGAAAAGAAACAUGGGAGGCUAAAUCUACAGAAACUAGAACUGGCUCUGCUGGUGCUGAAGAGGAGGUUAAACCCAGUGGUUUGAGAUUAGACCCAGAAGCAACAAAGACAGCUUUGACCGCUGGACUCGAGAGAAUCAUUGCAGCAGAACCCGAUGUCACUCGAUUUGACACAGUGGUUGGGGAUGGAGAUUGCGGUAUUGGUCUAAAGAGAGGAGCUGAAUCCGUGUUAUCAACAAUCUCGAAGGAGAAGCUAUCCGGUGAUGCUGUUGUCGAUCUUGCAAAAAUUGUUCAAGUGGUCGAAAAUACCAUGGAUGGCACUUCUGGGGCUCUAUAUGCCAUCUUCCUAAACUCUCUUUUGGCUGCUCUUCGCGAAAAUGCUUCUGCUGGACAAGCAACUCCAGAAGUUUGGGCAAAGGCAUUACAUUCUGCGUCUGAAGCCCUCUCAAGAUAUACACCAGCGAAACCUGGAGAUCGCACUUUAGUAGAUGCCUUAUAUCCAUUUGUUGAGACACUAAAGAAAACGGGAGAUAUCAAGAAAGCAGCUGAAGCAUCCAGGAAAGGCGCUGAGGGCACAAAAGGAAUGAAAGCUAGUUUAGGAAGAACUGUGUAUAUUGGCGGUACUGGCUUCGAACAAGUUCCGGAUCCAGGUGCAUGGGGUUUGAGUGAAUUCUUCUUGGGACUUGCUGGGCUUGGAGAUUCGGAUUAUGAAUUGGUUUGAAAUGAAGAAAACUUUACUGUUUGUUAGCAACGGAGUGCUUAGUGUAUGUGAAUAAUAAAGCUCGAACGUCUGUAUCUGUUUGUUUAGAAUGCCAAAGGAGAGGUUUCUGCCUCGCUAGUGAUGUAGCGAUCACUGCACAUGUAUUAUG
Molecule: messenger RNA, 2257 nt
Organism: Botrytis porri
Lineage: Eukaryota; Fungi; Ascomycota; Leotiomycetes; Helotiales; Sclerotiniaceae
Exons: 2
Coding region: 337-2109 (590 amino acids)
Biological process (GO): glycerol catabolic process
Cellular component (GO): cytosol
Molecular function (GO): glycerone kinase activity; ATP binding
Source: RefSeq, a predicted model, not a curated record